Molecule: messenger RNA, 2712 nt
Organism: Alosa alosa (allis shad)
Lineage: Eukaryota; Metazoa; Chordata; Actinopteri; Clupeiformes; Clupeidae
Product: thymus-specific serine protease
Exons: 12
Coding region: 71-1609 (512 amino acids)
Biological process (GO): proteolysis
Cellular component (GO): endosome; lysosome
Molecular function (GO): dipeptidyl-peptidase activity; serine-type exopeptidase activity
Source: RefSeq, a predicted model, not a curated record
GCACCCAGGACCUCAAACAGGCAAUAGUCUCACUCGGACUCUGUUCAGUGCUCACAGACCAACUGUCAUCAUGUAUUUGUCAACAAGUCGCCUGACAAUCAUAAUUUUCCUUCUGUACUACGUCUGUGCAGGACGAGUUCUUUGGCGGAUCAAAGAACGUGUUCGUCAAGCACGGUAUCAAAAGGCCAAGCAGCAUUUGUUGGGGCAUGCUUUAAGAGGACAUCUACUCAAGAGCCAUGCCAAAGACGGAGUUAUCCACCAGGAACUGGAUCAUUUUGAUAGCAAUCGCAAGGACACAUUUCCUCAGAGAUUCUUUGUGAAUGAAAAGUACUGGGAGGAACCCGAUGGACCGGUCUUUCUUUUUAUUGGAGGAGAAGCUGCAAUCUCAGAAGUAGAUGUUUUGGCAGGGCACCAUGUUGACAUGGCAGAGGAGCACGGAGCACUGAUUGUGGCCCUGGAGCACCGUUUCUAUGGCGAAAGCAUGAAUCCUGGGGGUCUGGACACAGAGGACCUGGCUGACCUGUCCAGCCAGCAAGCUCUUGCGGAUCUGGUCACAUUCCAUCACUACAUCUCAGAACGUUAUCACCUUUCUGAUAAAAACACCUGGAUCAGCUUUGGGGGCUCCUAUGGGGGGUCCCUCUCCGCCUGGCUGCGGGGCAAGUUCCCUCACCUCGUCUAUGGUGCCGUGGCCUCCUCCGCUCCUGUUAAAGCCAAACUGGACUUUUCCACUUACAACAAAGUUGUCGGACUGAGUUUAAUGGAUGAGGGUGUCGGUGGCUCUGCUAAGUGUGUGGGAGAUGUUUGGGAGGCCUUUGCUGCUGUCGAGGCGGCCCUUAUGGGUGGGAAUGAGACACAGGUGGGAAAGGACUUCUCUUGCUGUGACACCCCCAGCAGCCUGGAUGACCAGAUCGAGCUGCUCAGCAGCCUCGCUGACCUCAUCGCUACCACUGUGGAGCUCAAUGACAUUGAAGGAGGCAUGUCCAUCGAGGAGCUCUGCACCCUAAUGACCAAUCAGAGUGAGCAAUAUGAGGAAGAAGCCGAGGCAUAUGACCGUUUGGUCAAUCUUAUGGACAUCUACAGGGAUGUGGAGGACCUGCCCUGCCUGCUGUCUUCUCAUGAGGACAUAUUGGAUGAGCUGAGAAACACCACUGAAUCCAUGGAUGGUUCCUCUGAGCGCCAGUGGUACUACCAGAUGUGCACUGAGUUUGGCUUCUUCCAGACCUGUGAGGACGCCUCCUGUCCUUUCUCCCGUAUGUUGACUCUGCGUUCGGCCACAGAGCUUUGCACUGAGGUGUUUGACAUCCCACAGGAUAGGCUGCCAGGGCACGUGGCCUUCACCAACUUGUACUAUGGAGGAAAAGACCCCGAAAACGACAGAGUUCUCUAUGUCAAUGGCGAGAUUGACCCCUGGCAUGAACUGAGUGUGACCAGCAACGGCACCUGGAAGAACAGGGGCCGUGCCAUCUUCAUCAAGGGUGCGUCCCACUGUGCUGACAUGCAGAAAGAGGACAAGUCAGAUAGCGCUUCACUGCGAGAGGCCAGAGAGGGGAUUGAGAGCCACGUGGCCAUGUGGCUGAAGACUGCUGCGUGGGAGCGCAUGAUGGCCUGAGCAGGCGGCCAGGCUGCAGACGGCUGAUGUUCCACAGGCUGGCUUGACCACAGCGUUUUCUCCACUAAUCGCCCAGCUUUAGAGAAAAUGUUUGGAGAUGUAGGCUAAUAAGUUGGUGUGUUGCAGUUGAAAGGGAUAAAACAUUUCCAUGAGAUGCUAGUUAGAUGUUAUGUUUGUAUUACAUUUAACUUUUAGUUUUUUUCCAGGCUGCAUAUAGACUGAAUAAGUGUGGUGAAAGCAUUGCGAGGUUUCCCCUAUUAACUGAUGUUGGGAAGGCGUUUUUCCAGCAUGACUUAUAGCGCUCUGUGCUGGCCGCUGGGUUCAGUGCAAAAUAGUAGUGGCCAUCGCGUGUGUGGACAAGAGCUUGCUGAGCCACUGAACAGUCAUUGAAAAUAAUGGGUUUUAGAACGCAGUGGUGCUGUUGUCACAUUGUAUGUGAAGGCUGCAUAACUCAAAUUGCAGUGAGCAUAACUCAAAUUGCCCCCCCAGUUAUUAUCCUGUAGGUUUUCAUAUGCCCAGUAAGGGGCGCCAUAAGCCCGUGCUUCUGUGUGUCUCCUCUUCUAGUUCUAAUCCAAGAGCAUGAAAGUGAUUCCAUAGUCUGGGCUUCACUACACAGCCACACUUAUGAUUGACAUUAGACAGAUAUAUUUAAAAAAGGAUCAUUAGUUCACCAAGAGUGUAUUUGAUAUGACUAUGCAACCGCAUCUGUUGUAAGAACAGUCCCUUUCAAUCCUGAAUUUCAUUAAAUCAUUACAGGUUCUGUGCCUUGUGCUUAGAAUCAGAUCAGACUUGUAAUCUGAGGACUUCACCAGGUCAGAAGAAAGUUGCAGUGCCAAAUCUGAGGUACAGUGUAGCCAUACAAUUUUUUCUCAGACCUGACCAGCAGAGUGCACAAGUGAUGCUUUCCUGAAGCCUACAGUAGGCUGUAAGACCUGCAAGAAAAAAUAUGAAUAGUUGUUUUAGAAAUUUGCAUUUUACAAUGGUCAUGUUGCAAAAUAUCCAAACACAGAGUAAAUAGAAAAAUACUUCAAAUGGCACCCCGAUGUCAGUCUAAGUGAAGACUGUAUUGAUGACAUUUUGUAAUAAACUCAUUUGCUUCUGUG